This is a messenger RNA of Racocetra persica, 145 nucleotides long. The record is from the annotation of a GenBank genome assembly. Lineage: Eukaryota; Fungi; Glomeromycota; Glomeromycetes; Diversisporales; Gigasporaceae.
UGACAAUUCUCCUCCUUCUGGUGGAAAUAAGAAGUUAAUGACUGCCGGAAUAACAAUUUUGGCCGUUUUGGCAUUAGAAGUAAAAGUUGGUGAUACAGUUUUCGACCUCAAUAAUAAUGCUUUGCCUUUGGCCGGUUACCAAGAG